Aphanomyces invadans is the source of this 5749-nucleotide messenger RNA. RefSeq lists its product as hypothetical. Gene Ontology annotation, cellular component: membrane; intracellular membrane-bounded organelle. Gene Ontology annotation, biological process: transmembrane transport; lipid transport. The coding region runs from base 83 to 5539 and encodes 1818 amino acids. Gene Ontology annotation, molecular function: ATP hydrolysis activity; lipid carrier activity; ABC-type transporter activity. Lineage: Eukaryota; Oomycota; Saprolegniomycetes; Saprolegniales; Verrucalvaceae. The transcript has 4 exons. The record is from RefSeq and is a predicted model, not a curated record.
CUUCCGCGGACACCUGUUCGCGAUACGAUUCUUGCCACGCCGCGGGCGACGGACCGCUUCCUCGUCACUUGAGUAUCGGCCCAUGACGAGCAAUGCCAUGUACAUGGGAGCGCAGCUCCAGCAGUGUUUGAGCUCGAUCCUCGUGGACCCACCGUACUACGCGUGCGUGCUGCAGUCAGGGCUGUUUGCCCCGACGACGUGCGCACUCGAGUGUCCUGACGUGACGUCGCCGACACCUGCGUGCUGCACCUCUCUCAACACACUCUUGAACUGCAAAGCGAAUGCGGCCAAUUUGGAAUGCAAGCAACGAAUCGACGAAGCUCUCUCGACCGCGCUGUCGUGCAAUGCCCCGGCGCUGUCGACGCCGUCCAUUGCGCUCAUUGCCGUGGGGAGUGUGGGGGUGGUUGCUGCUCUCGCCAUGUGGAUCCUUUUGUGCGUUGGAAAACGAAAUGCUGCCGUCCACAGCGGCGUGUAUACCCAAUGGACCCGCGUGCUUCGCAUGACGCGGCAACUGCGCGUCCUCAUCUGGAAAAAUUUUUUGCUCGUCAAGACCAAGCCAUUUCGACUCUUGUUUGAACUGCUCUUGCCACUUGUGCUCGCAAGCCCACUCGUAGUGCUUGCCAAUCUCGACGACAUCUCCCAGGUACGACGGAACCGGAACAACCUUCCCCCGACGACGGCUCUCCCUGGCGGCUUGUCGAUUUUGCGACCGUCGACCACCUUGUUGGCUUCGUGCAGUGCCAACCUCCAGUUCGUGUUCAUGGACGGGGAGCCGUCAUCGACGCAGACGACGUUCUACGCGAGCGGGCAGCCCGUGUUUGGGAUGUUUUUCUUCCUGAGUUUUCUUCGAUUUGUGCCGUCGGUGACAUCUCGCAUGGUGAUUGAAAAGGAGACUCGCAUCGCGGAAGGCAUGCGCAUGAUGGGGAUGAAGGAAGGUCCGCUGCUCCUGUCGUGGUUUGCUACAGGCAUUCUGCAAUACUCUGUCGUGGCAGUUGCGAUCGCGGUCGAGCUCCACGUCGGCAACGUGUUUGCAAUGGCGUCAAUCUCGUCGCUGAUUCUGUUCUUCUGGAGCUUCAUUCUGGCCAUGUUGAGCUUCAGCAACCUCGUCGCGGUAUUCUUCAACAAGUCCAAGACCGCCGCGAUUGCAUCCGUGCUCGUGUGGGUCCUGGCCUACUUGCCGUUUUACGCGGUGCACGACAAACCCAUCGGACACAAGUAUGCGGCGGCGUUGUCGGCGCCGACGGCGUUUGCUAUCGGCGUCAACUACCUCGUCGAAGAUGCCAUAAGAGGGACGGGCGCGUUUUACGCCAUAGCCAAGAAGAGCCUCGGCCCGUUGACCACGGCGACGGCGGGUGACAUGACGUGGUUUCUUUUUGCAGAUGCGCUGCUCAUGCUUGCUCUCGGCUGGUAUUUCCAGCAGAUUGUGCCACACGAGUUUGGCGUACAAAAGCCAUGGUACUUUAUUUUUCAGCCAACGUACUGGAGCGGCAAGCCAGACAUCGGUCGAGCGUUGCCUUUGGCCGAUGUGUCGAUGUUGGAGUCGUCGACGUCGGAGUUCACCAAGCAUACGACGCCGAUGCGUCAACUUCCGCCGCGACGGGACAGCCAAGACCUAGACGACCACCAGCCACGCGUCGAGCCACCGACGCAAGCGCUGUCCGCUAAAGAACGCAGCGGCGACUGCAUUCAAAUAUGCGGGUUGCGGAAGACGUUUGCGACAGAAGAUGGCGUGGCCAAAGUCGCGGUGCAUUCGCUCAACUUGACCAUGUACGCCGGUCAAAUCACGGCACUCUUGGGCCACAACGGCGCUGGGAAGACGACAACAAUUUCAAUGCUCACAGGGUUGUACCCGCCCUCGCGCGGCGACGCAACUGUCUUUGGCAAGUCCAUCCGCACUGACAUGGACGAGCUGCGGGGGUACAUGGGAGUGUGCCCCCAACACGACGUCCUCUACGAUGACCUGACAGUCCACCAGCACCUUGAGCUGUACGCGACGCUCAAAAAUGUGCCCGCCGACGACGUGUUCAGCCAAGUCAACUUGUUCAUCCAAGAAGUCGGGCUCACGGAGAAGCGCCACGUGAUGGCCAAGAAGCUGUCGGGCGGACAGAAGCGCAAGCUGUGCGUGGCGAUUGCGCUGAUCGGCCACAGCCGCGUAGUGUUUCUAGACGAGCCCACGUCCGGGAUGGAUCCGUACUCGCGACGGUUUACGUGGAAUGUGCUGCAGCAAAACCGCGCGGACCGUGUGAUGGUCCUGACGACGCACUUCAUGGACGAAGCGGAUUUGCUCGGCGAUCGCAUUGCCAUCAUGGCGGAAGGUCGCCUCGUUUGUGCUGGCACGUCGCUCUUUCUCAAGAAUUUGUACGGGGCGGGCUACAACUUGACGUUGGUCAAGGGCGAUUUGUGUGACACGACUGACGUUUUGCAGUUUGUUCGGCAAUUCGUGCCGGACGCGGCGGUUUUGAGCACGGUCGGGUCGGAGCUCGUGGUGCAGCUGCCAUCGUUGUCGAGUGGAGCGUUCCCGGCUCUACUUGACGGCCUGGACCGCAGCUUGACUGCGCUUCGCGUCCUGGAGUACGGCAUCUCGGUGACAACGCUAGAGGAAGUAUUUCUGCGCAUUGCCCACCUCGCCGACAACCCCCCCAAGAAUCAACUAUGCCGACGCGUGUCCGAGAUGGAGCUCAACGAGUGGCGUGAAUGCCGCAUGGGUGGCAAGUCUUCCAACAGCGUGCCUAUGGAUCGCAACCCCGUGCCUGUCGACGAGCCGAGGACGCCACGAGUUCGCCAGUACACACCGUUCGGUGUUCAAUUCGUCGCGCUGCUUCAAAAGCGAUUUCGAUGCUCGAAGCGAGACAAGAAAGGCUGGGUGUUUACGAUGGCGAUUCCAAUCGCAUUUCUCGUUGUGCUGGCGUUCCUGCCGGCCAUCAACGUGGCGUCGUACCUUCCACAGUACAAGAAAGGUUCGAUGACGGACCACGCGAAUUUUCAGUCGUGCCGAGAGAUUGUCGCCCACACAACCGGCGACUUGCUCGACUGCAUUUACGGCCGCACGCCCUCUUCGCGACAGUCGUGUGUGACGUUGAGGGCGCCGUGCCAGGGCGGGUAUGCCGUGCGAUGUCCCGAGGACGGCAAGACCUUGAGUUCCUGCUCGGCUGCCCGCGUCAGCUUCAACACCACGAACGCAUCGUUUCCGUACUGCAGUUCGCUGCCAGGCUAUGUCGGAAACAAGGCGGUGUGCAUUUACGACUGGUUCAGCCACUGCUCGGUGACGGGGGCGUGCAACGCGACCGAGUGCUGCGACGCACACGCUGCGGCAUCGCCGUUUGGGCCGUGCUCGAGCUGCGAAGGCAACCGGUGGCCAUGCUUCCACGGGUCGUGUCUCCGCAAAGCCGACGUCCAGCUACAAGGCGUGAUCAACACGAUGCUCGCGUCGCUCAUCAUUGUCAUUGGGUUCGCGUUUGUGCCGGCUAGCGUCGUCGUCUUUAUCGUCAAGGAGAAGCAUCCCCACCAGAACGCCAAGUACCAGCAAAUGGCGUGCGGGACGUCCGUGCUGGCGUACUGGUCGAGUCUGUGGACGCAUGACGUGGUCUUGAUGCUCGUGCCGGUCGCGGUCGCGGUGGGUUUGUUGCCGUUGUAUUCGUCGUUCAAAGGGGACGUCGAGUCCAUGAUAGCGGCCCUCGCGCUGUUUGGCACGCACAUGCUGUCGGUGCUGCCCCUGGCGUACUUGUUUAGCUUUCGCUUCACCAAGCACUCAGCGGCGCAGACGUCGGUUCUCGUGUUUGGGCUCGUCACCGGCGCCCUCGUCAGUAUCGUUUCCUUUCUCUGCCGCCUCGUCAAUUUUCGCCUGACCGCCAGCCUGACGCUUUCCGAACUCGACGCCACCUACCUCCGAUGGAUCUACCUCGUCUUUCCUGGCUACCAGCUCACGGACGGGUUGUUCCAAAUUGGCAUGCGCAAGUACGGCAAUCCGUACGGCGGCAGCCAUGACACGUCCUGCCCCGCGUCGAAAUCGUGCUGGGCCUCGACGCAAGAUCCAAACUGCUGCGUUGCCCGUGCCUUGGAAUUCAACGUGGCUGGGCGAAGCUUACUCUAUGGCGCGAUCGAAGUCGUUGUGUUUUCGCUCCUAGUUUUGUACUUUGACCGGCACAAGGCUCCCGACGCAUCUUCGUCGCUGAAACGAACGCCGCCCGCCAUGGAACUCCAUCCGUUUGACGACGACGUGGCGGCUGAAGCGGCUCGAGUCGCGCGUGGCGACGCCACAUCCGACAGCAUCCUCCUUCACAAAGUGCACAAACAAUACGGGAAUGAAAAAGUGGCGCUGCAGUCGCUGUCCCUAGGCAUUCCCAAAGGCGAAUGCUUUGGGUACCUCGGAAUCAACGGCGCCGGCAAAUCGACAACGAUGCAGAUUCUGAACGGGUUUAUGGCGGCGACGAGCGGGGCUGUCUUCGUUGCGGGCUGUGACGUGCGCACACAACUCCAGUCCGCCCGCCGCGCCAUCGGGUACUGCCCCCAGUUCGACGCGUUGCAUGACACGUUGACAGUCGAGGAAGAGCUCGACUUGUAUGCCCGACUGAAAGGAAUGGUCGACGUUCGCCAAGCCGUCGAAGACAAGCUGCAGCAGUUUGACUUGGUUGCGUUUCGAACCAAGUUGACACGGGGGCUGAGCGGAGGCAACAAGCGCAAGGUGUCGACAGCGAUUGCCCUCAUGGGAAACCCGUCCGUGCUGCUGUUGGAUGAACCGUCCACGGGAAUGGAUCCCGCGGCCCGACGGCGUAUGUGGGACGUGCUUGUGGACGUGCUUGCGACGAAGACCUGCAGCAUCCUCCUGACGACCCACAGCAUGGAGGAAUGCCAGGCGCUGUGCAGCCGCAUUGGCAUCCUCGUCAGUGGUCGUCUUGUGUGUCUGGGGACCGCGCAGCACCUCAAGCACAAAUUUGGACGCGGGUAUACGCUCGACAUACGGCUACGUACUCCAUCGACCGAUCAACUCGUGGGGGUCGCCCCAGUCGGAAGCGACAAGAAGUUGACGGCGGCAGACAUCGAACGGCUUUGUGCUGAUGCGGGGCAGUACGCCCGAUGGGACAAGAUUGCCCAAGGAGCGGAUUCCGGGUGGGUGCUGCGCCAUUACUUGGACAACGACGAGGAUGGCGCGGUCCCGUGCGACGUAUGGAAACAUUGGUGGGUGCUCGAGGAGAUGGGCGCAGCGCUUGAAGCGUUCUGCACCCAAGACCUGCCGAGUGCAACGAUGAUUGAGCAUCAUGCCGAACACUUUCGAUACCACGUCCCGAAAUCGUCGGGCCAUACGCUCACGAGUUUGUUUACACUGCUUGAAUCGGCGGCCGCCCCGUCAUCCACGGUCCCCAUCGAGCAAUAUAGCCUCAGCGACACCACCCUGGAAGAGGUCUUCAACGGCAUGGCUGCCGGGCAGGACGAAGAGCGCGAAGGUGUUCAUGGCGUUCAUCGCCACUCGCUCAACGCAACCAGCCUCCAAGCAGUCACGUCGUACCACCGCGCCCAGUCCAGAUCUCGAUUGCAAGAUUGAUUCAUAAAAUGCAACAACGUACUUUACCACAAUGAAAUCCGAAUCGGUGCCACGUUGGACUUGACGAACGCCUGCAACGCGAGUGUUUCUUCACCAUGCUGACGACAUCGUCAUUCUCUCUGAUUGCUUUUUUCCGACUGGAGCAGGUCGUGUUGGGGGACAGAAGCACGCUUGCGGUGGGUGGUCGACAACAACGUUCGUUGGUCCGCG